Molecule: messenger RNA, 785 nt
Organism: Triticum urartu
Lineage: Eukaryota; Viridiplantae; Streptophyta; Magnoliopsida; Poales; Poaceae
Source: RefSeq, a predicted model, not a curated record
GGCUCUCGCACGAAAACCCAUCCAAAUCCAAAACCCGUCUGCAAGGGUCGCAUCCUACAGAGCCCUUCUCACGAGGGCCUCCCCGCAAAUUUCCUCCUCCUUCCUCCCUCGUCUCCGUUCCCCUUCGGCGAUGGCCGCCGACCCCAACCACAAGAAGGUCGUGGUGAACUUCCAGUCGGUCGCCAACGCGCCGAAGCUGCGGCAGUCCAAGUUCAAGAUAGGCGGAAAUGAGAAAUUUGCGAGGGUGAUUGAAUUUCUUCGUCGCCAAAUUCACCAGGACACAGUGUUUCUCUAUGUGAAUAGUGCAUUUUCCCCGAAUCCAGAUGAGUUGAUAUCUGAUUUGUACAAUAACUUUGGAAUCGAUGGGCAGCUGGUGGUUAAUUAUGCAUCAUCCAUGGCAUGGGGGUAAAAGGACAGUCACCAGUCGUUGAGCACUUCAAGCCGAGCCUCAAGCGAAAGCUCUUUCGUGCACCUUGAUGUCCAACGUAGUGGCAGUAACAAAAGAUCAUUUUCCGCAUACUCCAUCUGGCAGUGAAAAACCGUCUUCAUGAUCCUGGUAGGCAUCAUCGACAGUGCUGUGAUGUUUCUUUCUUUGGCUGCGGCCCUGCAGCAAGAUGCUUACCUGUUAACCUUUCUUCCAAGGAUUGCUUUGUCCUCUUCCUUUUAACAAUUGCUGUCAUGGUCAUGUCAUUAAGACGGCUUUCAUUAUGAUUUAUGAAGGUAGCAGUGAGCUACUACAAGUGUGCAUGUUCCACAUUAAGGUGGUUCCGUACACUUGUCAAUGA